Molecule: messenger RNA, 1358 nt
Organism: Diachasma alloeum
Lineage: Eukaryota; Metazoa; Arthropoda; Insecta; Hymenoptera; Braconidae
Product: mitochondrial mRNA pseudouridine synthase RPUSD3
Exons: 4
Coding region: 195-1334 (379 amino acids)
Biological process (GO): pseudouridine synthesis
Molecular function (GO): RNA binding; pseudouridine synthase activity
Source: RefSeq, a predicted model, not a curated record
UUUUGUUUUAAAUUCAUGAGGACUGUUGAGGUUUCUUCGUAAGUUUUUUUGGCUCCACAAAAGAUUAUUCGUAGUUUUGGGACUAGUUGAAGCACCUGCAGUGCAUCUGACGACCACGAGGGAAGAACACAUUGAGCAAUGUGUUGUUGAAUAAAGUUGAGAAAUACUGAGUAAUAAUUUUAACGAUAUAAACAAUGGAGAAUAUGUUGUUGAGAAGAGUAGAUCGAGGGAUCUGUCGUUAUUUCAAUAUUUUGAGGAUGAAUCAUACGCAAUCAGAGGCCCAAUAUCGCACGAGUGAUGGUAAUAUUAUGGAUAAAGAGAAAGCAAUCCAUCCUUAUCGCAAAAUUCAUCCCUGGAAGACGAAAACUGGAUUUUCUGAGAGUCUUGCUGAUUCUGUUAUCUAUAACAAAGACGGAUUGGUGGCAAUUAACAAACCCUAUGGGAUCUCAGCGCAAACACUAACAGGCGACGAAGGACUUGUGAAUAAACUACCAAGUGGGAUUCCUAAUGAAGUUGAUUACACUGUCAAAGAUGCAUUACCAAUUAUUGCGAGGAGAUUGGGCUACGAGUCCCUGCGAAUUAUCAAAACACCUGAGAAAUUCACCAGUGGAGUUACUCUGCUGGGGGCUUCUGAGAAGAUCGAGACAGCAGUGGCAAAGUCCCUGAGGAUAGCUGAGGGUGCACGAAUAUUGUCUCGAACAUUCUGGACAGUAACUAGAGAUGUUCCGAGGAAAUUGGAGGGAGAGAAUAGGGUUGCGAUGACGCUGGAGCGGUUUAAGGGGAGAAGACCUGUGCCCAUCAUCAUCGAUAAAUGGAGUAAAAAUGCCCGUGACCGAGGAGACAUAAAAAUCCUCAACGUCCAAUACAAGGUUCUCAGCCAUGGAACCCACAAUUUGGCAUCACUAGUCGAAAUAAAAUCGUCGACAAGACAGUGGCACGCUGUGCGCCUCUUCGCAGCUACUGUUCUUCUGGCCCCGAUCCUGGGGGACAGAAUAUAUGGCUCGAGGGUUCAGCACAUCAUGGGAAAGAAGAUACUUGUGAAUCCUGGGGUGGACGCAGCUCACAUGCCACCAAAACUCAACCCUGACCUGCUGACUAUUCUGAAAAUUGGGAAGGGCAAGGAUUCAAUGAUCCCAGUGCACACACACCAUCGGGAAAUUUAUCUUCCUUCGUUUCUGCAGAAAACUAAUACUGUUGUUAUCACAGCUCCUCUGCAGCCUGAAUUUUUGUGGACUUGUAGGCAAUGUGAAUUCAAUGAAAAUGUUUUUGAAAAUGUUAAGAGCGAUGAUGUGAGUGAACGUAGGGCCCUUGAAAUACGUACUGAUGGCACAUGAUAGAAUAAAGGAAUUUAAAGACUC